This is a messenger RNA of Grammomys surdaster, 1811 nucleotides long. RefSeq names its product mucin 1, cell surface associated (gene Muc1). Lineage: Eukaryota; Metazoa; Chordata; Mammalia; Rodentia; Muridae. The record is from RefSeq and is a predicted model, not a curated record. The transcript has 9 exons. Bases 70 to 1590 code for a protein of 506 amino acids. Gene Ontology annotation, cellular component: apical plasma membrane.
UUCCACUGCACACACGCAGCGCCAGCCUUGAGUCUGUUUCUACCCCCUUCCCGCCUGUUCAUCACCACCAUGACCCCGGGCAUACGGGCUCCUUUCUUCCUGCUGUUACUUCUAGCAAGCCUAAAAGUCCACAGCGGCAACUCAGACCCAGCCACCAGCCCUCCAGGGGACUCUACCAGCUCCCCAGCCACCAGCCCCCCAGGAGACUCCACCAGCUCUGCAGUCCACAGUGACACCUCGUCCCCAGCCACCAGCCCUCCAGGAGACUCCACCAGCUCUGCAGUCCACAGUGACACCUCGUCCCCAGCCACCAGCUCUCCAGUCCACAGUGACACCUUGUCCCCAGCCACCAGCUCUCCAGUCCACAGUGGCACCUCGUCCCCAGCCACCAGCCCCCCAGGAGACCCCACCAGCUCUCCAGUCCACAGUGGCAGUUUGUCCCCAGCCACCAGCCCUCCAGGAGACCCCACCAGCUCUCCAGUCCACAGUGGUGCCUCCAUCCAAACCACCAAGGCUAUAUCAGACUUAGCUAGCACUCCAACCCACAAUGGCAUCUUGGUCCCAACUACCAGCUCUGCACUGGGCUCAGCUACCAGCCCAGUCCACAAUGGUACCUUAACUACAACUAAUAGCUCUGAAUCAGACUUGGCCACCACUCCAGUUUACAGUGGAGCCCCAUUCUCUACUACUCAGGCUACAUCAGGCUCAGCUAUCGUUCCAGAGCACAAUGAUUCCUCGGUGCUAACUACCAGUUCUGUGUUGGGCUCAGCUACUAGUCCAGUGCAUAAUACCUCUGCAAUGGCUACAACUCCAGGCAGCAAUGGCACUCUGUCUUCAGUUCCAAGUCAGCACCCUGUUUCUCCUACCGUGCCCACCAUCUCCAGCAACAGCACAACACUCUUCCCUACCGUCUCCAGUAACAGUUCACCCCAGCUGUCUGUUGGGGUCUCCUUCUUCUGGUUGUCUUUUUACAUUCAGAACCACCGGUUUAAUUCUUCCCUGGAAGACCCCAGCUCCAGCUACUACCAAGAACUGAAGAGGAACAUUUCUGGGUUGUUUCUGCAGAUUUUUAACCAAGAUUUUCUGGGGAUCUCUACUAUCAAGUUCAGGUCAGGCUCCGUGGUGGUAGAAUCUACUGUGAUUUUCCGGGAGGGUACUUUCAGUGCCUCUGACGUGAAGUCACAGCUUAUCCAGCAUAAGAAGGAGGCAGACGACUAUAAUCUGACUAUUUCAGAAGUCAAUGUGAAUGAGAUGCAGUUCCCUUCCCCUGCCCAGUCUUGGCCUGGGGUACCAGGCUGGGGUGUUGCCCUGCUGGUGCUGGUCUGCAUUUUGGUUGCUUUGGCCAUCAUCUACUUCAUUGCCCUGGCAGUGUGCCAGUGCCGCCGAAAGAGCUAUGGGCAGCUGGACCUCUUUCCAACCCAGGACAUCUACCAUCCCAUGAGUGAAUACCCUACCUACCACACUCACGGGCGCUAUGUGCCCCCUGGCAGUACCAAACGUAGCCCCUACGAGGAGGUUUCGGCAGGUAACGGCAAUAGCAGUCUCUCUUACGCCAACCCGGCUGUGGCAACCACUUCUGCCAACUUGUAGGAGCAACUCACCCCACCUGCUCAGGGCAGCUGCACAGCAGUCUGCUCCCUCAGUGGUCACUGCCAGACCCCUGCACUCUGAUUUGGGCUGGUGAACCAGGACUUCUGGUAGGCUGCUCACAGCCUUCCUCUGAGGCUUUGUCAAGAGUCUCAACCAAGUUAGCCUGGUGAAGCCCAGCCCUGCCCUGGGGGACACUGGGGUAAUGGUGGCUCUCAGAAGGA